AUGGUGUCCAUCAUGGCGACGUUAUGCCUCAUCUUCGCCUGGAGCUUCCUGGCCAACUGUGUGAACUUCAGAGGUGGGCCCUACUCCUAUGUGGGGUUCUGCGCCGCCUUCACCGCCAUCAAGUUCCUGUCCUGCGCCGCCCCGGGGAGCAUCACCUUGUCCACCACCAUCACCUCCUCCAUGUACGCCUGCCUGUUGGCCGUGCUGGUGGAGACGUGUAUCCUCCCCGUGGACGCGCGCGACCUUCUGCAGGGCCGAGUCACUGCGGCGCUGCUGGGCAUCUGGGCGGUGCUGCCGGUGCUCGUCACCACCGACCAGACCAUCUUCAAGAAGGUGAAGCAAAACUUUGGGCUGGAGUCCUUCCCGGACCUCACAGACCGCCUGAAGCAGGUGGGCGCCUAUGACAAGUACCUGGAGUGGCGUGAAGGCUAUAUGCGCUGGCGUCAGGGCCAGAGCUGCGGCGCCCGCGGCGAGAUCGAGGCAGUGGCCGGCGGCACGUCCGAGACGCCGUCCACGACGCCAGGCUCUCAGAGGGAUUUCACGGACGCCUUCAUCCCCAAGUCUGCAGACACGAAGCUGGUGACCAGCGGGGAGGCGUCCCCGAAGCAGGACGUGCACCUCACCAUGCACCGCAUGCCUCCGAUGCCGGAGACGAACUCGGCCGCUGCCACCCACGCCGUGCAGAUGAUGCCGAGCCUCACCGUGCUGCUGAGCGACGAGCGUGAGCUGUCGCUGGUGGCGAUCCAGGAUGUGCUGAACGAGAUCCACAGCACGCUGGCGCCCUUGGAAGAGCUCACCCUGCAGGCCGCAGAGCGCUUGGACGGUCUGAAAAUCGACGGCAACGCCUGGAGUUCCCUGGCCGAUCGCCUCCGCAUCAUGCGGCUGUGGCUGUGCUGCUUGAGCCGAAUCGUCAAGCGCCUGGGCCACGGCUGCAGCCUCGCGGACCUCUUGGGCGACGCCGUGGCGGCGGAGGAUCUCUUGAUGACGGUGGGCUCCACCAUCGCAGCUGCUGCUAGGGCGGUGAUCGGCGCCACAGCGCCGCGGUUGAGGGAGUGCACCAAGCUGGAGGCGCGGCUGCGCUCGGCGCGGGAGGGCCUCUUCUCGGCGCUGACGCGGCGGCGGGUGGGCGCCCAGCGAGACUUGGCGCACGAGGUGGCGGAGGUGCUGGCGCUGAGCGCGGGCCACGCGCUGGUGGCCCUGGUGGGCAACGCCGCGCGGUGCUUGGCCCUCGCGGUGCGCAUGGCGCCGGUGGUGGAGACGCCCCAUGUGAUGCCACGCAGCGCCAGCCUCUCCGCGUCUGGACUACCAGACCUCACCGAGCGACUGAAGCAACAAGGUCAGUACGACAAAUACAUCAAAUGGCGAGAAGGCUACAUGAAAUGGCGGUCUGGAGGGAUCGCUGGAUCGAAGGGUGAGGUAGUGGAGGGUACCACAACGUGA
Molecule: messenger RNA, 1440 nt
Organism: Effrenium voratum
Lineage: Eukaryota; Dinophyceae; Suessiales; Symbiodiniaceae
Source: the annotation of a GenBank genome assembly